AUGGCUACACACGCCUCACCUCUCCCUCCUUUCGACACAGAGACCGAACCGAAUUCUGUUGGACCUCGUUGGAACAAGUGGUUACAGAGAAGGAAGAGGAAGGGGAAGAAGAAGGAAGAAGAAGAUAGAAAAGGGAAGAAGAGGAAAGAAGAAGGGGAAGAAGGGGAAGAAGAAGAGGAAGAAGGGGAAAAAGGGGAAGAAGAGGAAGAAGGGGAAGAAGGGGAGAAGGGGAAGAAGAGGAAGAAGGGGAAGAAGAGGAAGGGGAAGAAGAGGAUGAAGGGGAAGAAGGGGAAGAAGAGGAAGAAGGGGAAGAAGAGGAAGAAGGGGAAGAAGAGGAAGAAGAGGAAGAAGGGGAAGAAGUGA
Messenger RNA from Knipowitschia caucasica, 363 nucleotides. Lineage: Eukaryota; Metazoa; Chordata; Actinopteri; Gobiiformes; Gobiidae. The record is from the annotation of a GenBank genome assembly.